This is a messenger RNA of Dromiciops gliroides (monito del monte), 6725 nucleotides long. RefSeq names its product obscurin like cytoskeletal adaptor 1 (gene OBSL1). Gene Ontology annotation, molecular function: protein binding. The record is from RefSeq and is a predicted model, not a curated record. NCBI's taxonomy places the organism in Eukaryota, Metazoa, Chordata, Mammalia, Microbiotheria, Microbiotheriidae. The coding region runs from base 215 to 6304 and encodes 2029 amino acids. The transcript is spliced from 23 exons.
GAGGCCCGGUCGUGGGGAGAGGGCCGAGGGAAGAGUGUGUCAGUGCAGUGGCCAGCAAGGCAGUGAGGAGGGAGGACUGGGCCCCUAGUCUGGACUGCCGGGUGGACAGACGGACCUUCUCUGAGGUUUGGGCUUCGGAUAGAGGGGGGAGGGCCCAGAAUAGCCUCCCUUGAGUAUCAUCACCAGCUGGACCUAAAGGGGCUAGCUGAACCACAUGGCCAUGGAAGGGAUGGGUGUCCUUGGGGGUGCCCCCCGCUUCCUUCGUUUCCCGAGGCCCGUCCGGGUGGUGAGCGGCACCGACGCCAUCCUGCGGUGCUGUCUCACAGGCUCCCCUCCGCCCACUGUUCUGUGGGAGAAGGAUGGGCAAGCACUGGAGGCGUCUAGCCGGCUGCGUCUUCAGACAGAGGGGGCUGAACAUAGCCUUCUGGUAAGAGGAGCUGGGGCCCCAGAUGCCGGAGUCUACGUGUGCCGGGCCCAAAACUCCUCUGGGGAGGCCUAUGCCGCUGCGGCCCUCACCAUACAGGAGCAGCCUCCGGAUGCAGCCCCCAUCCCCGCAGAGGGGUCCUCGAACUCAGCCGAGGAGUCUCCCUCCUCAGUCCCUUUGCGGGGUCCCCUUCCUCUGGCCAGGACACUGAGUCCUCUGCACACAGCUUCAACGUGCCUCUCCUCAGAGCCAGCCCAGACCCAUACUCUUCCACAGGGGAUCCCAGGCUUACUCCCAGAGCCCCUGGGAGGUUCCCCCAUGUUCUUAGAAGGCCCACAGUCUCAGUGGGUGCAGCAGGGUGAGGAAGUAGUACUGACAUGCCGAGUCAGGGGGCAGCCAGAACCAGCAGUGCACUGGGAGAAGGACGGGCGGCUCCUGGAAGAUAUCUGGGAGAGCAGUCACUUCUGUCUGGCAGAGGGCCCAGUGGGGGCUGGGGUCCACGAGCUACGGAUCAGGGGCAUCCGACUACCAGACGCAGGUGUCUACGUGUGCCAUGCGAGCAACACGCAUGGGCACGUGGUGGCUGCGGCCCUGCUCCAGAUCCAGCCCUCUCCAGAUGCCCCUCUGGGCUCUCCCCGACAGGCCCAGAGGGAUUCUGCUGGGCAGGGCUCACCGGCCCCCAAGAGCUUCUGGGUGAGUGAAGGCAAACACGCCAAAUUCCGAUGCUACGUGACCGGGAAGCCUGAGCCCGAGACAGAGUGGCACUGGGAAGGCCACCCCCUGAGCCCCGGGCGCCGGCGCCUGCUCUACCGGGACCGUGAUGGCGGCUUUGUGCUGAAGGUCUUAUACUGCCAGCCCGCUGACUGUGGCCUUUACGUCUGUGCAGCCCGCAACACGGCGGGACACACUCUCAGCGCAGUCCAGCUACAUGUCAGAGAACCCCGAGUACGGUUUGCAGUGCCCCUUGAGGAUGUGGAGGGUGAAGAGCAUGGGGACGCAGUGCUAGAAUGCCAAGUGCCCUCCAGGGGCAUUACCACUACCUGGUAUCGAGAAGACCAGCGGCUGCUGCCCAGCCCCAAAUAUGAGAUGGGGGAGGCGGGGGUCAUACGGCGCCUCAUCAUCCAUGACCUGGAGGCGGACGAUGACGGCAUUUACCUGUGUGAGAUGCGGGGCCGAGUGCGGACAGUCGCCACUGUGGCUGUCAGAGGGCCUAUCAGGAGGAGGCUACCGAGGAAGCUGGAUGUGCUAGAAGGAGAGAAUGCGGUGCUCUCGGUGGAGGUUGGGGAAGCCGAGGUUCUUGGGCACUGGACCCGAGAUGGUCAGGAGUUGCCAGCCUCCCCCCGAAUCCUCCAAACCAGCUCCAACCACACGCACACCCUGGUAUUGGUGGGGGUCACACGCCAAGACGCUGGCGUGGUCACUUUCAGCCUGGGCCCCUCCCACACCUCCUCAAGGCUGAGGGUCAAAUGUGUGAAGCAAGUACCCCCAGGACCCCCAGUGGCCGUUGAGCUGGGCACAGGAGGCAGCAAUGCUGCCCUGCUCAGCUGGAAGCCCCCAGUGCCCACCCCUGAUACGGCCUAUAGCUACCGGCUAGAACGGCAAGAGGUAGGCACGGAUGCCUGGGCACAGUGCCUCACUACAGAAGCAGCCGGUGCCGUGGAGGUGCCAGGAGAUAGCGUGCCAACCGAGGGCGACUACCGCUUCCGACUCUCUGUGGUCAGCGAGCACGGCCAGAGCCCCUACAUCCUCUUUCCAGGCUCAGUGCACUUGGUGCCCACAGCUCGAGUGCAAAGAGCUCUACAGGACGUAUGUGUACGAGAGGGAGAUGAUGCUACCUUCUUCCUGGAGCUCUCCACAGCAGUACAAGGCACCUGGUUCCUGAAUGGGACAGAACUCAAGGCAGGAGGACCGGAAUCCCAAGGAUACCUGGUGCAGCAGCAGGGCACCCAGCACAAUCUGCUCCUCAGAGCCACACGGCUCCAGGACAGCGGGACCCUUGUCACCUUCCUGUGUCCUGGUGUGCACGUCUCUGCCACGCUUCACGUGCAAGAGCCCCCGGUGAGGAUUGUGCUCCCUCAAGAAAAGGUCUCCAUCGAGGCCAUGAGCCCAGAACGACUAGUGCUCACAUGUGAGUUGUCCCGGGCUGGAGCCCCUGUGCAUUGGUACAAAGAUGGACUGGAGAUAGAAGAGAGCAAAGCCCUGAUACUGGAGAAUGAGGGCCUUCAGUGCCGCCUGGUGAUCCCUGCUGCCCAGCCCCAGCACGGAGGCGAGUUUGUGUGCCAGGCAGGAGAGGAUUCGGCUUUCUUUAUGGUCACCAUCAAAGAACCCCCUGUAAGGAUCAUAUUCCCUCAGGAGGAGGUGUCCGUGGCUGCCGAGAGCUCAGAACGGGUGGUUUUGAGAUGCGAGCUAUCCCGGGCUGGAGUCCCCGUGCUCUGGUCCAGGGACGGAAUGGUGGUGAAGGAGAGCGACAGCCUGGUACUGGAGCGUGAGGGCCCCUGCUGCCUUCUGACACUGCCCUCGGCCCAGCCCCAGGAUGGGGGCAGGUUUGUGUGUGAGGCGGGAGACAACCUGGCCGUCUUCAAUGUCACCAUCACAGAGCCCCCUGUAAGGAUCGUGCAACCCCAAGAUGAGGUGUUCCUGACUGCUAUGACCUCAGAGAGAGUGGUCCUCAUGUGCCAAGUAUCGAGGCCCGGAGCCUUGGUGGGCUGGUACAAGAACGGCAUGGAGGUGAAAGAGAGCAAAGACUUGGUGCUGGAGAGUGAGGGCCUCCAACACCGUCUGGUGCUGCCUGCGGUGAGGCCCCAGGACGGGGGCGAGUUUGUAUGCAGCACCAGAGACGACUCGGCCUUCUUCACCGUAACUGUAACAGACCCUCCUGUGAGAAUUAUAUCCCCCCAGGACACGGUGUCCGUGGCUGCCCUCAGCUCUGAGCCAGUAGUCCUGAUGUGCGAGCUGUCCCGGGCCGGAGCCCCGGUGCGCUGGUACAAGGAUGGCCUGGAGGUGGAAGAGAGUAAGGCUCUGGUCUUGGAGAGUGAGGGGCCCCACCACCGCCUGGUCCUACCUGCAGCUCAGCCCCAAGAUGGAGGAGAGUUUGUGUGCAAAGCAGGAGAAGACUCAGCCUUCUUCAAAGUCACCAUCACAGAGCCUCCUGUGAGAAUCCUGUUUCCCCAGGAUGAGGUGUCACUGGCUGCUGUGAGCUCAGAGAGAGUGAUCCUGAUGUGCGAGCUGUCCCGGGCCGGAGCCCCUGUGCGCUGGUACAAGGAUGGGCUGGAGGUGGAGGAGAGUGAGGCUCUGGUCCUGGAGAGUGAGGGGCCCCACCACCGCCUGGUCCUACCUGCAGCUCAGCCCCAGGAUGGAGGGGAGUUUGUGUGCGAUGCAGGGGAUGACUCAGCCUUCUUCCUGGUCACUGUCACAGUACCCCCAGAACGGAUAGUGCGCCCAUCAGCUCGCUUCCUACAGCUGCAGUUCAGGUCCCCUGGUCGAGUGGAGCUUCGCUGUGAGGUGGCACCUGUGGGGGCCCGCGUGUGUUGGUACAAGGAUGGGCUCGAGGUGGAGGCAUCAGAAGACUUGAAACUGGGGGCUGAGGGGCCGGUCCGGACCCUGACCCUGCCCCAUGCCAGACCCGAGGACGCUGGAGAAUAUGUCUGUGAGACCCGGGAUGAGGCCGUCUCCUUUGACGUCCGCCUCGCUGAGUCUCCCGUGCAGUUCCUCCUCCCCGAGGUGGCUCCCUCGCCGCUAUCCGUGUCCCGCGGGGAGCAGUUGGUCCUAAGCUGUGAGCUGUCUAGGGCUAGCGCCCCCGUAUUCUGGAACCUGAAUGGGAGCCGCGUAUUGGAGGAUGGCAACCUGGAGCUUCGGUCUGAGGGUCCUCGGCGCCUGCUGCUCAUCCGGGCUGCCCACCCUUCUCAUUCCGGGAACUACACGUGCCAGGCUGGGUCCGACCCUGGAGCCCCCACCCUCACUUUCCCUGUUCAGGUGACUGAGCCUCCUGUGAGAGUGCUGACACCUGAGGCAUCCCGGACCGGGGUUCGAUGCGCCCCAGGCAGGGACCUGGAGCUGGCAGUGUGUCUUUCGGGGCCUGGGGGGGCCGUGCGCUGGUACAAAGACGGGGAGCGGCUGGCCAGCCGGGGGCGGGUACGGCUGGAGGAAGCCGGGGCACGGCGGGUGCUUCGGGUGCGGGGGGCACGGAGCGGGGAUGCCGGCGAGUACCUCUGUGAUGCCCCCCAGGACAGUCGCAUCUUCCUCGUCAAUGUGGAAGAACCCCCCCAGGUGAAGCUAGUUUCAGAACUGACCCCACUGACCAUCCAGGAAGGUGAUGAUGCCACAUUCCGCUGUGAGGUCUCCCCACCAGAUGCAGAGAUCACCUGGCUUCUAAAUGGGACUUCAGUUACCCCCAGCAGCCGGGUAGAAAUAAGCCAGAAUGGUCCAAACCACACCCUAACCCUUCAGGGCUGCCGGAUGAGUGACUCUGGCAUGGUGACCGCCCGGACCACGGGGGCAGAGACUACGGCCCGGCUCCAUGUCAGAGAGGCUGAGCUGCUGUUUUUGCGGAGGCUACAGGAUGUGCGCACUGAAGAGGGCCAGGACCUGUGUAUGGAGGUGGAGACCAGCCGAGUUGGGGUGAAAGGAAUAGUGAGCUGGUUUCGAGGGGGAAAGCCUCUUCCUGAAGACGACAGGUUCUCUGUGGUUCAGGAUGGCCGAGUUCAUCGCCUGAUCAUCCGCAAAGUCACGGUGAGUGACCAGGGCAUCUACAGCUGCAAGAGCCACCACGACCGUACUCAGGCUCGGCUGCUCGUAAGGCCUGAGCAGCUGAAGGUUCGGCAUCGCCUCGAGGACGUGGUUGUCACUGAAGGGGGCAGUGCCACCUUCCAACUGGAGCUGUCUCAGUCUGGGGUGGUUGGAGAAUGGGCCCGGGGAGGAGUCCGGCUGGAGCCCGGUCGGAACUGCCAAAUCAGUGCCCAGGGCCACAAUCACUCACUGGUGCUCAGUGGUCUCGGCCUGGCUGAUACUGGAACCGUGUCCUUUACCACCGACACCCUGCGCUGCGCUGCCCGGCUAGAAGUGAAAGAAAUACCUUUAGCUAUUGUGAGGGGGCUCCAGGACCUAGAAGUGAUGGAGGGUGACUCAGCAACAUUUGAGUGUGAGCUGUCCAGGACCCAGGCCGACCUUACAUGGGAUAAGGACGGCCAGGAGCUGUCGCCCAGCCCCCGGCUGCGGAUCCAGGCUCUCGGCUCCCGCCGGCUCCUCCAGCUUCGGCACUGCAGCCCCGCUGAUGCGGGCACCUACCGCUGCUCCGUGGGGAACGCCCAAGCUACGACUGCCCGCCUCACCGUGCUGAAGAGGGAGGUGUCAGUACUCCUUGAACUAAAGCCCGUGAGGGCCCGGGAGGGCGACGGCGCCACAUUCAAGUGUACUGUGUCCGAGCCCGACAUCCCUGGUUGCUGGCAGCUGGGAGGCCGCAUCCUGCGCCCAGGGGGCCGUGUCCGAAUCCGACAGGAAGGGAACAUGCACUCCCUGAUGCUGAAUGAGCUGCAGGCUGAGGAUUCUGGGGAGAUCCAAUUCCAGGCUGGACAAGCAAAGUCCUCCACUCAACUGGAGGUUGAGGCCCUGCCUCUCCAGAUCUGUCGUAAACCCCCUCGAGAGAAGACAGUGUUAGCGGGCCGGAGGGCAGCCUUAGAAGUGACUGUGUCCAGGGCAGGUGGCCACGUUCGAUGGCUGCUGGGUGGAGUCGAUUUGCCUCCUGGACCAAAGUAUGAGUUUCGAAGCCAUGGUGUCACCCACAGUCUGAUCAUCCACAAUGUCCAGCCCACUGAUGAGGGCACCUACUGCUGCCAAGCUGGAGAGGACAGUGCCAGUACUAAUCUGCUAGUGGAGAGUAGCUAGAACCAGCCCCAGACACAGGAUGGAUGCCCGCGGACAGAUGAGGAGCCCGAACAGUCUCCGGGUCUGGGGAGCGUGGAGAGGGGAGGGGCAGGGGGAAAUAAACACAGCCCAGUCCUUCUGCCCACCCAUCAUCCCUCGGGCUCUCUGCGGUGUUUGGUCACCGCUCUGACCAUCCACACAUGUCACCGAGUGGCCAAAACUUUCACUAUUCAACCUCCCCCCCCCCCGGGGGCUGCUGGGAAACCACUCCUGGUUCAGGCCUUUGAAUUUGGCACAUUUAUAAAAGAUGUAAAACGAGAAGAGGACGAGGAGAAAGAGGAAGAGGGGGAGGAGGAGGAGGAAAAGGAGACAAAAGCACGAGGUGUCUGGAGUAGAACAAAAGACACCAGACAUGCACCGUGCACAAGCUCCCAAAACCCAC